AAUUUUUGAAUUAAUUACGGGGACUGUGACACGAAGGCCGUCGUCAACUGUGCACCAACCCACCCAUGUAUAUAUAGGAGGGUAAAUGUUAAAGUAAACACAGUCAAACAAACCCAUCAACCAUGAACACUCUGUUUGUUGCCGUUAUUGCCUCUUUGGCCGCCCUCUCCGCCGCUAAGCCCUCGGGCAUUUUGGGCGGAGGGUUGCUGGCGGGACCCAUUGGUUGGGGCGGCGGUGCUGUGCUGACCGCCCCCAGCGCCGGCGCUGUGAUUUCCGGUCCGGCUUUGGGGCUCGCCGCCCCUCUUGCCGUCGCCGCAGCCCCCGUCGCCAUCGCCGCCCCUUUGGGAGUUGGAGCCAUUACUAAUGGGGGUGGCACCAUUGCCGCAACUGCUGCAGGUGCUGCUGUUCGGGGACCCGGAACCGCUCCGGUUGUGGUGGCCGGACCUUCUGGAAAAAUCGCCGCUGAUGGGCUCUGGGGACCUACCGCUAAUAUCGGGCUAGGAGCUAUAGGGCUGGGCAAAGCGUGGUAACCCGGGUUAGGAUAACUGGUUUCUCACUGCCUUGUUAAUGAUAACUUAGCUGUUUUGUGUUGUGAUUUUGUAUAAUAUUAUGCGCUGAAUAAAUGACUGAUUAUGUGAAAUGUAUAAA
This is a messenger RNA of Tribolium castaneum (red flour beetle), 648 nucleotides long. RefSeq names its product elastin. The record is from RefSeq and is a predicted model, not a curated record. Bases 123 to 530 code for a protein of 135 amino acids. The transcript has 2 exons. NCBI's taxonomy places the organism in Eukaryota, Metazoa, Arthropoda, Insecta, Coleoptera, Tenebrionidae.